CGAAAACAACACAAUACUAAGGCAGACACACAAGUUAACUCACAACAGAACACAACAAACCCGUAUACUGAACACAUACCAACAUCGUAUCGUUCUGUAAAAACCAUAAAAAUACUUUAUUUUUAAGUCGUAUUAUUUGUUUUAGUUUACAUACGCUUUCGGCUACUUACAUGGAAGAAUUUCUAAAUAUCGAAGAAAGAGAUAGGGUCGCAAAUCAACAGAAUGGCGAUGCGGCCGCCGGGGAUGCUGGUAACGAUGAACCGCAUGAGCUGAGGCGAAUCCAAAGGCGAAUCCAUAAUGCGCCGCUAGGUCCUGCUGUUGUCCAGGUGGUGCAAGGCUAUGACGGCCAGGAGCGACCAUUGAGGAGGCCGCGGAAGAUGCGCAGCAUCUUUACCAUGGCCAGGAAGACAACGCUCCUCGCCGACCUGUAUCCGCCGGAGACAGCCACGCUAUUGAUCAAUGCGAAGCGGGUGGCGAUGCAGUCCGUUGGCGAGGAGCAGAGGAGCGAGUACUUUGCCAACUACCUCGCCGAGCACAUGACCAGUCAGAAUUAUCCCAACGGCGUUGGACUGCCAGAUCGUUGGGGUCAAUUCUAAUUGGCCGUGGUCUGUGCGAGGCAGUCAACGUGGCAGACAGCAAGGAUAUGGGCAAGGAUCGAGCCUUGGGUGUGUAAGCCAAGAGAUGUUGUGCAGAGAUUCAUACAACAGAUAUUGCUCCCAACUUUGAUGCAAAAAAAAGAAAAAAAAAAAAACUACAUAACUUCAGGAUGCCGAAAGCUUAUGGUAACUCAAAAACACGGCUUUGUUGACUUCUGAUGACUUGAACCAAUAUUCGAACUAUCCGAACACGUCUGACUAUUUUCUCAACUCACGAAGAAAGGAAACUUAAUCUUAAGGGACAUCUCUAACUCAUUACUCAUUACUCUUACUUACAAGCUAGUGGUUGGCUAUUUAUGUGGGCUCAAGAUUACUCAAUAAACAAACACUUAAGAGAGGUUUCAGCAUGA
Drosophila serrata is the source of this 1006-nucleotide messenger RNA. RefSeq names its product scotti (gene soti). Gene Ontology annotation, biological process: sperm individualization. Lineage: Eukaryota; Metazoa; Arthropoda; Insecta; Diptera; Drosophilidae. The record is from RefSeq and is a predicted model, not a curated record.